ACAGGUGAUCUCUGAGUGCAGUCCAAUAUGUGUCACAUGCCGCCCAUGACAUCUUACAGUUGCUUCUCAUAUUCCAGUAGGAGAUCACCGAUUCGGAGGGAUGGAAGAUUGAUGUGUUCGCUCUGUUGAUUCCAUAAAUCGAACAGGCUCCAUCAAAUCAAGGGCCAGAAUCCAGAUCGACGGUGAUAAGUCGUUCGUUCCAACCCACUAAGGAAUUCUCAGCCGUCGGCUCCCUAAGCCAGCCGCCUCAUGCAUCUCCGCUCCCCCAGUCUCCGACGCCUCGAGCGAGCCCACGCUCGCCUCCUCAAGCUCGACCCGUCCCUCUCCUCCUCCACCGCCGCCACUCUCCUCUCCCUUUAUCCCCUCGCCGCUCAUGGCGGCGCCUCCUACGCCAAAUCCCUCUUCUCUCAAUUCCUCCGACCCUCGGUUCUCCACUGGAACACCUUUAUUCGAGGCCUCUCCUCUGGCGAGAACCCUCACGAAGCCAUCCGUGUCUUCCGUUCCAUGCUCCGCGGAGGCUUUCUACCCAACAACUUCACGUACCCGUUCCUUCUCAAGGCAUGCGCAGCGUGCGCGUCGGAAUCGUACGGUUGCGCCGCGCAUGCGCGAAUCGUGAAGACCGGGCUGGAGCUCGAUCCUUACAUACAGAGUGCCUUGAUUCAUGCGUACUCCGAGAGUAAGGAUCUUGGCGCCGCUCGCCGGGUGUUCGACCAGUGCGACGACCGGGAGACCGUCUGCUGGAAUGCCAUGAUCGACGGGUACGUCAAAGCCGGAGAGUUGGACCUCGCGCGGGGCGUCUUCGAUAGGAUGGAGCGCAAGGAUGUUGUCUCGUGGAACACGAUGAUGAAUGGUUGUGCGAUUCUGGGGGACUUGAGCGAGGCGCGAAAGCUGUUCGCCGGAAUGCCCCAGAGGAAUGUGGUUUCCUGGAACUCCAUGCUCGCCGCUCACGCGAAAUGCGGGGAUGUCGAGGGGGCUCGCAGGGUGUUCGCCGAGAUGCCGAAGCGCGACAUCAUCUCGUGGAACACGAUGUUGGCGUGUCUAGCGCAAAGCGGGUGCUCCGAAGAAGCUCUUGCGCUAUUCGAUGAGAUGAGGCGCACCGACGAGAAGCCGACCGACGCGACGAUGGUGAGCUUGUUAUCAGCCUGCGCGCACUCGGGAGCUUUGGAUCAAGGGGAGCAACUCCACGCAUCCAUGGAAGAGCACAAGAUAAAGCUCAAUACCAUCCUGAGCACCGCUUUGGUAGACAUGUACGCCAAGUGCGGAAGCAUAUCACGCGCAGCGGAGAUCUUCUACGCCAUCGAGCAAAAGGAUCUGCUUGCAUGGAACGCAAUCAUCGGCGGAAUGGCCAUCCACGGACGUGCUGAUGAAGCGCUUCAGCUGUUUGAUGAAAUGACCAAGAGCGGCGUGAGGCCGGACGACAUCACGUUCGUGAUGGUUCUUACCGCCUGUAGUCACACGGGAAUGGUGAAAGAAGGCAGGCGGAUGCUGAGCUGCAUGAAGGAUAGCCAUGGAAUCGAUCCGAAGCUGGAGCACUAUGGAUGCGUCAUCGAUCUCUUGGCACGCGCGGGCUUGUUCGAGGAGGCAGCGGAGCUUACAAGAGCGAUGCCGAUGGAGCCCAGCGCGCCUGCCUUGGGGGCUCUGCUUGGUGGGUGCAGGAUUCACAGGAACAGCGAGGUUGCAGAUGGUGUUGGCAGACACCUUCUUCACCUUCAACCGGGGCACAGCGGCCGGUACGUCCUGCUAUCCAACAUCUACGCGACAGCCGGUCGCUGGGAUGAUGCCAAGGAAGUCAGAGGCAGGAUGCUGAUAAAUGGAGUAGCCAAGACGCCUGGUAUGAGCAUGAUAGAACCCAAUGGCACACCAAGUUCUGCCUCAAGCUGAUGGAGAUAAAACAAAGGAAGACGAGGAGGAGGAGCAAGCGGUGUCUGUGCACGGUGAGAAGUUGACCAUUGCUUUCGGGGCUCUUGAAAACGAGCUCCGAGGCUGCCAUUACCGUCAUCAAGAAGCAGCUCAGAGUAUGCAGUGAUUGCCAUGGUGUUGGCAAGCUGAUCUCAAAGGUUCAAGGAAGAGGGGCUGGAGCAUACUUGAAGCUCAAUCCAAGAUGCAGUGGUAGUAAAACAUCGAUCGGCUGACAGAAGAAAAGUCUGCUUCAAAUUUAAAUGUACACAACAUUGGGUCAACAGAACGUUCAGAGCUAAAUAGUCUUCUGCACAAAAGACGAUAUGAAUCGGUUGCCACUAUAUAACACACAAUCUGAAAGGAUAAAGAUUGCAACCACUUACAGUGGUGGUCUGCAGAUUACAGAAAACAUAAGUGGUGUCAUUUCUGUGUGCUUUCAGUCUUCUCAGCAGAUGUGAAGGAGACCGGGUUCUGUGGAUCGUCUUUCACAGUCAGGCUCAGCACCUCAGGCCUCGAGUAGUGUCCAACCACAUCGAAAACAAACUUGGCUCGCACGAUUUCUCCAAGAUCUACAUAUCAUGUGGUAAGAGACUUAUCUUUUGUUUAGAUGCAAGGUAAUGAAAAUAUGGAGUACAGAAUUCAACUGUUGAGUUUUCACAGGUAAAGGACCAUUCCUAACUAUCCCCAUUUCAUUGCAUCAUUCAUCCUGCUCAAGAUGUGGAAUAUAGAUUGCUGAUGUUAUAAGCUAUAUUUUUCCACAUGAAUUAAUAUGCAGAUCUAGGUUGUGAAGGUUGAUUUUCAUAUACUUACAUGUCUUUCACAUUUUACUUCUGUUUGCAACUGCAAAGUUUCAUUUUCCUUGUCUGAACAAAUCAAAAGUUAUAUAUGCUUUUUUUUUCUGCAUGAAUUAAUAUGCAGAUCUAGGUCUGAAAGUUUGCUUUUCGAAUACCUUCAUGUUUUCACGUUCUACUUCAUCUGAACAAAUCCAGGUCAAAAUGUGCAAAUAUCUUUUAAUUCAUGGCCUCAUUCCAGAUGACAAAAUGUUCAAGUGUUAUCUUUAAGCAGUAAUUUUCAUACCUAGAUCUGCUGAGAUGAGGGCCUCUCCUUCGUAGUUGGGACCAGCCAAGACUGCGCCUGAUGGUGAAACGAUGACGCUUCCUCCAGCACACACAACAGAAUCCAUCGAUGGUUCUUCCUCUGCACCUGCAAAGACAUAGUCAGGUGGUGGAGGAUAGUCCUUUCUCCUGCAAAACUGGUUUGCGGACAGCACAAAGCAGCCACCCUCAAGAGCAAUAUGCACCAUGGAAGCUUGCCAAACAUCCCUGGCAUCUGCUGUGGGAGCACAAUAUAUUUCGACGCCUGCAGAACAAUGGUACAGGCAACAGUAAAGGAUUUGUUUCUUCUUUCUUUUCUUUUUUCCUUCUACAAAAGCACACCAUCUGAUUGAUGGAUUAUUAAUAAAAUAAAAUUGUUUAUCAAUGUUAAA
Messenger RNA from Musa acuminata AAA Group (dessert banana), 3385 nucleotides. RefSeq names its product pentatricopeptide repeat-containing protein At2g22410, mitochondrial-like. Gene Ontology annotation, molecular function: protein binding. The coding region runs from base 250 to 1881 and encodes 543 amino acids. The record is from RefSeq and is a predicted model, not a curated record. Lineage: Eukaryota; Viridiplantae; Streptophyta; Magnoliopsida; Zingiberales; Musaceae. The transcript has 2 exons.